Messenger RNA from Alosa sapidissima (American shad), 1253 nucleotides. Its product is annotated as zinc finger protein 853-like. Bases 156 to 1019 code for a protein of 287 amino acids. NCBI's taxonomy places the organism in Eukaryota, Metazoa, Chordata, Actinopteri, Clupeiformes, Clupeidae. The transcript is spliced from 5 exons. The record is from RefSeq and is a predicted model, not a curated record.
CCCUUUGAUUCCCAUUGGAUGACUGACACACCAGAGACUGUUCCUAGAUGCUUUUGGAAGUGACAGAGGGAGGAAUAACAAAAAUUGCAAGCAUCACGUUUUCAAAUGACAGCAAAAGAGCCAAAAGAGAUAAGACAUCACCACGUUAAGAGGACAUGGCCUCUCUUUAUCCAGCUGAAGUGAUGAAGUCUGCUCAAAACAUUGAUGUGAAAGACAAAAAGAUAAUUCCAGUCAUGCAAAAGCCACUUCCAGGUGGUUCAGUGGCUCGGCAUGAAAUCAUUCCUUGCCAUAUCUCAGAGAAGGUAAACACUGCAUUCAACAGGAACAAGGACAUGGCCUCUCUUUAUCCAGCUGAAGUGAUGAAGUCUGCUCAAAACAUUGAUGUGAAAGACAAAAAGAUAAUUCCAGUCAUGCAAAAGCCACUUCCAGGUGGUUCAGUGGCUCGGCAUGAAAUCAUUCCUUGCCAUAUCUCAGAGAAGGACAUGGUAUCUUUUUAUCCAGCUGAAGUAAUGAAGUCUCCUCAAAACAUUGAUGUGAAAGACAAAAAGAUUAUUCCAGUCAUGCAAAAGGCACCUCCGGAUGAUUCAGUGCCGUUCUGCUGUGAACUUCCUUUUCCCCUAUUUGACCGUGACAUGUUGACUAAAAAGGAGCAGGACGAGGAUUUUCUAGAGGAUCUGCAAUGGGAGUUCCAGCAAAUGGAAGAACAGCUCAAGGAGCAGCAAGAGGAUCUGCAGGACGAGUUCAAGCAAAUGGAAGAACAGCUCAAGGAGCAGCAAGAGGAUCUGCAGGACGAGUUUGAGCAAAUGGAAGAACAGCUCAAGGAGCAGCAAGAGGAUCUGCAGGACGAGUUCAAGCAAAUGGAAGAACAGCUCAAGGAGCAGCAAGAGGAUCUGCAGGACGAGUUUAAGCAAAUGGAAGAACAGCUCAAGGAGCAGCAAGAGGAUCUGCAGGACGAGUUCCAGCAAAUGGAAGAACAGCUCAAGGAGCAGCAAGAGGAUCUGCAGUACGAGUUGUACUAAAUGUGAGAGAGAAAGAGAGAGAAAGAGAGAGAGAGAGAGAGAGAGAGAGAGAGAGAGAGAGAGAGAGAGCACAUACUCACAUUGCUGGAUUUAUACACAUUUUAUUUUUCUUUUAAUUAUGUUUUAUUACUUAUUUGUCAUUGCUUUGGCAAGUCUGUUCUGAAACAGUCAUGCUAAUAAAGCACUGAUAAUAAGGUUUAUGUCUGAUUUGAUUAAAACAAAGUUUACAUUGCA